Molecule: messenger RNA, 1104 nt
Organism: Malania oleifera
Lineage: Eukaryota; Viridiplantae; Streptophyta; Magnoliopsida; Santalales; Ximeniaceae
Product: probable calcium-binding protein CML18
Exons: 1
Coding region: 230-847 (205 amino acids)
Molecular function (GO): calcium ion binding
Source: RefSeq, a predicted model, not a curated record
GCUGGAUCGUUCAGUGUUAAUAAAGUACAACAUAUUAGGGGUUCCGCGUGGCACUGAGGCAACUCAGUCAUCACACACACUCUACCGCGUCCAAACCGCGUAUCCUCUCCCCCCACCCCCCUUUAUAUAUCCACCAAGCAACCAUCGGUACCCCAACCUAAAAAACAAAAUUAAUUUUUCGUUUAAAAUUACCCUCUCUCUUUUUCGUCCAUCAUCUUCUUCUUCGGAAAUGCUCAAGAUGAUCACUGCUAAGAAGAGCUCCAAAGUACCACCGUCCACCGUUUCCACGGACGACUCCGACGCUGUUUCUCUCUCAUCCUCCUCUUUCUCUUUCUCUUCAACCUCUUCUUCUUCUUCUUCUUCCUCCUUCGCGGAGCUCAACAAGCCUAAAGAGCAGAGCCCCCAAGAAGACGCCGACAUGGAGGAGCUGCAGAAGAUGUUCAACAAGUACGACGCCAACGGCGAUGGAAAGAUCUCCUACGACGAGCUCCGAGCGAUUCUCUGCGCGCUCGGUUCCGACAUGUCUCCGAACGAGCUCCAGCACGCAAUGUCCGAGAUGGACAAGGACGGCGACGGCUACGUCGAUCUAGCGGAGUUCGCCGAGUUCCACAGCGGCGCAGCCGCCUCUGCCGGAAGCUGCCGGAACAGGGAGCUCCGCGACGCGUUCGAGGUGUUCGAUCAGGACAAGAACGGCCUGAUAUCGGCGAAGGAGUUGCACGAGGUAAUGAAGAGACUCGGGGAGAAGGUUUCGUUGAGUGACUGCCGUCGGAUGAUCAGGAGCGUGGACUCGGACGGGGAUGGGAACGUUGACUUCGAGGAAUUCAAGAAGAUGAUGUCCGGCCGUUGAUUUUCUCACCAGGUUGGUUGAUCAACGGUGAUGUUGAACUCCGCUGCGUGCGUUUAUGAUUUAGUUGAAUGCACAGUAUAGUAGACUGCUUUCCAGGGCAAUUGUUAUUUCCGCUGCUGUUUUUGAUAUUAACAUAAUUAUAAAAUCGCCGGAAUGGGUAGGAAACAGGAAUGAUUAGCCUCUAACAUGGGCGGAAAGAGGAAAAAACUGGCCUGGCCCGUUGGAAACUGAAUCAAAUGUUCGCAUGUGAUUGGGUA